CAGUCCGCCGCUUUGAGAUACAAGUGAGCUGUAGAACUGUGGGAGGGUGGGUGAGAGCCCUCCCCUCUCCCCCUCUCCACAGAUGUCUAAAUGGAUCCACUCCUUCAUAACCAAACUCUUCUCCGGCUUUGCGCAGACGGUCCAAGUGUCCAAACCGGACUGUGACUGUGCGUAAACGGCCACGUUGACGAGAUGGCCGCAGUUUAGAGAUCACAACUGUGCAGCAACACUUUGAAUCGCGCAACAGCAUAAGUUAGAGGAUCACAGCAGCCCGUGGUUACAUGUGAACCCUUGCCGGUCUCCCAUCGCACUGCCGAGCGGCGCUGGCGAUGCCAUGCCGCGAAGUCACACCGGCGACGACACCGGCGGCGGCACCGGGCUCUGGAUAAAGACCUCAGCAGGACGCCGGGGGCAGCAUUACUCGCUGAAAGAUGUGGAGUCCGGACGGAGGACGAUGAUGAACAACGCGGGGAGAGUCGGAGACGGGCUCCUCUCUCCGGCGGCGGCAGGUGCGGCGGAGGGAAAGCAGGGUGCGCGGCUCAGCCUGCUGGGGAAGCCGCUGACCUACAGCGCGCAGAGCGGCCGCAGGAACGCGCGCUACCGGCGGCUCCAGAACUACCUGUACAACGUGCUGGAGAGACCACGGGAGUGGGCCUUCAUCUACCACGCGUUCGUAUUUAUCCUGGUGUUUGGAUGCCUGGUUCUCUCUGUGUUUUCUACCAUUCCUGCUCACCAGGAAUUCUCCUCACACUGUCUCCUCAUCCUGGAGUUUGUGAUGAUCGUUGUGUUUGGUCUGGAGUACAUCAUCAGGAUAUGGAGCGCCGGCUGCUGCUGUCGCUACAGAGGCUGGCAGGGACGCCUCCGCUUCGCCAGGAAGCCAUUCUGUGUUAUCGACAUCAUUGUACUCAUUGCCUCAGUUGCCGUGGUUUCAGCCGGUAGCCAGGGUAACAUCUUUGCCACCUCAGCGUUGCGUAGUCUCCGUUUCCUACAGAUCCUGCGCAUGGUGCGCAUGGACCGCAGGGGAGGAACCUGGAAGCUGCUGGGAUCUGUAGUUUAUGCACAUAGCAAGGAGUUGGUGACUGCCUGGUACAUUGGCUUCUUAGUUUUGAUCUUCUCCUCCUUCCUGGUCUAUCUGGUGGAGAAAGAAUUCAACAAGGAGUUUGCUACCUACGCCGACGCUCUGUGGUGGGGCACGAUCACCCUGACAACCAUCGGCUAUGGUGACAAGACUCCACAAACGUGGACCGGUCGGCUGCUGUCUGCCGGCUUUGCUUUGUUGGGGAUCUCCUUCUUCGCCCUGCCAGCUGGCAUCCUGGGGUCAGGAUUUGCCCUGAAGGUUCAGGAGCAGCAUCGACAGAAGCAUUUUGAGAAGAGGAGGAACCCAGCUGCCAGCCUCAUCCAGUGUGUCUGGCGUAGUUAUGCUGCUGAUGAGAACUCGGUUUCCAUUGCUACCUGGAAGCCUCAUUUGAAGGCGCUGCAUACCUGCAGCCCUGCCAAGAAAGAACAGGGUGAAGCUACUUACAGCCAGAAGCUGAGUUUUAAGGAGCGCGUUCGCAUGGCGAGCCCUCGCGGUCAGAGCAUGAAGAGCCGCCAGACAACCAUCAAUGACCGGCAGCGCUGUUCCCCUGGUAACGAGGUGAUUGGCGGGUCCGAGCUGAUAAGUGGAAGUCCGGCCAAAGUGCAGAAAAGCUGGAGCUUCAACGAUCGAACUCGCUUUCGACCUUCGCUGAGGUUGAAAAGUCAGACCCGUACAGCUGCGCCUGAUGUGGACACAGGCAUGGCCACAGAGGAUUCCUUUGACGAGCGAGGCUGUCACUGUGACGUUACAGUGGAAGAUCUCUCAGCCCCUCUUAAAUCCGUCAUCAGAGCUGUCAGGAUCAUGAAGUUCCAUGUGGCAAAGAAGAAGUUCAAGGAGACGCUGCGUCCGUAUGAUGUGAAGGAUGUCAUUGAGCAAUACUCUGCAGGACAUCUGGACAUGCUCUGUCGUAUCAAGAGCCUUCAGACCAGGGUCGAUCAGAUCCUUGGAAAAGGCCAGAUUGCAGUGGAUAAGAAAAUAAGAGACAAACUGCACCCAGACGGUGACUCCUUGGAGGGUCUGAGCAUGCUGGGACGUGUGUGUAAGGUCGAAAGACAGGUAACCUCUAUCGAGUCAAAGUUGGACUCCUUGUUGGAGGUUUAUCGCCAGGUGUUACAGAAAGGUCCCUCAGCUCUCACCCUGUCCUCCCUGCCUCUAUUUGAGUUGGACAACCACAAGUACCACAACUCAGACUACCAGAAUGUCAUUGGCAGGGAUCUCUCCUCUUGCAGCCCCCAGGAAACUGAUCCAGCUGGUUGUCGAGGAGACAGCAGUGACAGCAUAUGUCGGUCUGUUAGAAACAACCCCAGAGGUCUGCGGCUCAUCCUUGCGCCUGCCGAAGAUGACCCCCCUCCAGACUCAGCACCCCCUUCUUACCCCCCGUCCACAGCCUCAUUGUCCCCAUCACCCCUGCUGCCUCCAGACAGCCCCUACCCUACACUCCUCACCCCCAAUGGCACCUCCAAGAAGGCACACUUGCCUGACCUCCCGCCCCCACCGCCAACAACAGGUUUCACCCUCCAGCUGCCACCCAUGGCGCACCUCUCACACCACCGAUGUUCAACCAACCCUGUUCCAGACGAUAUGGAGGAUGGAGUGACAGCAGAGGAGGGCAGCCUGGGUCCAACUGUUGUUGUGGGGUCCAGUGUGGACAGUGACCAGGAAAGGGACAGUGAGGCAAGCCAUGCUAAUGAAACAGUGCAGCUGAGGGUGAAGCCUGCCUUGAAAGGAGAGGGAGUCUGGAGGAGGCAAUUAAGCCUGGAGGUCAACCCCCUACUACAGCUCUCAUCCAACUCUGAUGGGAGGCCUUCAGACUGGGGAGGCAGUUUUGGAAAAUCCCUUUCCGUGCACAAUCUCAGCCAACCGUUGAUGAACCGUGCCCCCGGUCUGUCCUCCACACUCAAUAACAGCAGCAGCAGCAGCAGUAAUGGUAGCGAGUGUGGCAAUGCCCAUGGUGACCUCAGCAACUGGGACAGAACACAACUGUUCAUUAGUGAGUGUAAGCUGGAGCCAAAACAAGAACAUUUUGACUUUCUGUCCCAGGUACCUGACAACAGCCCCUCAGAGCUUUUGCAUACUGUAGAGGAGACUGCACCCCACACCAAAGACACCUCAGACUUUCUCAGUCAAUCCCCACAUGUACAGCUGGCGUAACCAUGCACAAACGGGCAC
Thalassophryne amazonica is the source of this 3247-nucleotide messenger RNA. It is a transcript of the gene kcnq5a, whose product is annotated as potassium voltage-gated channel, KQT-like subfamily, member 5a. Gene Ontology annotation, biological process: potassium ion transport; transmembrane transport. The record is from RefSeq and is a predicted model, not a curated record. Gene Ontology annotation, molecular function: voltage-gated potassium channel activity. The transcript is spliced from 14 exons. NCBI's taxonomy places the organism in Eukaryota, Metazoa, Chordata, Actinopteri, Batrachoidiformes, Batrachoididae. The coding region runs from base 335 to 3229 and encodes 964 amino acids. Gene Ontology annotation, cellular component: membrane.